CGACCUUCAAUGAUGCCAACCAAUUAAGGAGUUUGUUGUUUUUCCAAAACAGAUGCAUCCGAAUUACACGUCGUUAGAUUAUUAACGCUACUAAAUGCAAAUAACAUGAAGCUUUUAAUUAGCGUUCAAAUAAAAUGACGGCGCAGCAAAAUUGACCGAAAAAUUAUCGUUUCCCGCUGCUUUUUACGGCGCCUUUCAUUGGCCAGUGACCCUUUCAUCCUCUGACGUGCGCAACCAAAACAUUAGCCGAACCAGCUGCAGAGAUUGUUUUCAGAGGAAAAAUAGUCAGCAUGGGAACCCCAUUGCAGCAAACCACUCUCCGCCGCAUAGAAUUUGCACUUUAUUCAAGAUUUUGAAGAGUCCGAACUAUUAACAGGACUGGCGAUCAUAUGUGCUGAGUCAUGCCAAACUACAAAAUUGGAAAAAGGGGAGCUCUCUCAGUCAUUAGAUCUGCUCUUCCAAAGAAAAUCCAGAAGAUAACCCAAGCGAGUCACGAGGUUGACCAUGCUUAUGGUCAUUCAUCUUCUUCGUGUGCACUGAAAUUUGAGCUGAUUCAGCUGCUAGCCGACUGCUGUGAUGUGAAAAUAGAAAGCAAUGAUUCUAAUUCUGCUGCCCCUUCUCCACUCUGUGAUUCUGUUCCUACAAAUUAUGAUUGCUCAGAAGAGUAUGACAGGUGUUUGUCACCUGAUUUAGUCAAAGUAAAGGUGGAGCCUGGCAUCGAAAUGCAGCUUAAAGAGAGCUCGCUUUCUAGUGAUCAUGCUAUAAUCAUCAAGUGUGGGGAGGAUCUGGAUUUGUCUCCUUCAAAAAUAUCAUCAAUUGCGUCUGAAAUAAUGCAGCCCCUGGACGACAAGAGCCUGCCGUUGAUAUCUGUGAAGAAUUUCAAGUGCGACGACGAAGAGUACUCGUUGCCUGACGAGGACAGUGCGAGCAUCGAGGGAAACGAAAAUCAGGAAGACUCGGACUUUGUGUUGAAUGUGGAAUACAAAACGGAGCAGAACGUGCAAACGUCUUACAAAUUUUUCAAGUGCUCAGAUUGUGAUCACAUUUUCCCGUCGCAUAAGAAGCUGGUCGAGCACGUCCAGGGCAACACAUCUAAUCCGAGUCUGAAAGUUCUGUACAAACAGAAAUGCGGUUUCUUCUGUGAGAUUUGUAAAAUGCGCUUGAUGAACCACAAGUCAUUGCUCUUGCAUAAAGUUCAAAAGCACAGCACCAUUUUCCAAACGAUUGUCCCGGUAAAAAAAGAGGAAAUGGCAGUCCCUUGUGGAAUGAUUUGCAAAAUUUGCUCCAAACAAUUCAAUUCACAGACGGAGAUGGAUAGUCAUAUAAAAGCCCAUGAGAACUUUAUGCCCUUUGAAUGUCGAAAAUGUUACAAGCGUUUCAAAUUUCAUAAUGAAAUGAAGGAGCACAAUGCCGAGGUCCACGAGGUUUCCAAGGACGCCCGAGGCUGGUACAUGUGUAAGCUGUGUGAUGGGACUUUCAAGAAGCUAAUCGACUACAAAUCCCACACGUAUCAAGAUCACUGCGUUAUUUUCAAUGAACUUUACAAUAUCACAAAGACUUGUUGAGAAAAAUAUUUAUUAUUAACAUGCUGUGGUGUUUAAAUGACUUGCAAAGAGGUGUCUCAGCCCCUCAGAUAAAAGAAAUCCUAAUCAGCUGUGCUGUGGAUAAAAAAAUAAGGGGCAAGCUUAACAAGUUACUUUACUUAGCGGGUUCAUUUUGUAACAAUAAAUGGGAGUAAUAUUAAAACCUUACCUACUUUUUUGGGCCGAACGAUAUUUUCUUAACCACCGAAUUUGGAUUUAAUUUAAUUAAUAAUGACGAAAAAAAAUGUGAAUUGAAUUAUUAAAUUUUUUUCAGCUCUCAGAGACCUCUCUUUGCUUGUCAUAAAUAUUUAUGCUUUUUCUGUGCAAUCUAAAAGUUUUAUCUGCUAAUUAUUUCAACUAUAUAUACAAUACUUGUUUUGCCACAAAAUACUGUAGGAAACUGUGAAAAUGGUAAAAAGUAAAAUUUUUAAAUAGAUGCCUUUCUAUUUCUAUCUAAACACUAAAACAAAGUAAAAGCAGCGUUUCUUUUU
Molecule: messenger RNA, 2074 nt
Organism: Neocloeon triangulifer
Lineage: Eukaryota; Metazoa; Arthropoda; Insecta; Ephemeroptera; Baetidae
Product: zinc finger protein 131-like
Exons: 7
Coding region: 402-1565 (387 amino acids)
Biological process (GO): regulation of DNA-templated transcription
Molecular function (GO): RNA polymerase II cis-regulatory region sequence-specific DNA binding; DNA-binding transcription factor activity, RNA polymerase II-specific
Source: RefSeq, a predicted model, not a curated record